CCAUCAGUCCAAUACAUGUCGCUGUUGCACUACGGUAGUGGGAAACAGGAAGUUCCGGGUUGCCUGCCACCAUUCUUCGGAAUAAAGAAAACGACAGAACGUUGAUGUGCGUUUCGCUUUAUUACUACAGGCCAACUCCGAUUAUGUCUGAGGCCAGUAACAUCAAAAGUGAGGACAAACCCAAUCUACAGUCACUGGGUCCUGAUUGUGACAGUGGAGCCCAGUUUGCUCUGCAGGAUCCAGAGAUGGCAUCAGUGAAGCUGGAAGACUGCAGUCAAACACUGGAGCUGAAUGUCAACAUUAAAGAUGAAGAAGAGGAGGAGAAGAUUGGGGAAUCUGUUUAUGAUGGAGACCAUGUUGAGAUAUUCUCUACAUCCGGAGAGCAACAGCAGGAAGAUCACAGAGCUAACAGGUCUCACCACUGCCCACAUUGUGAGGAGAUUUUCCCAAUUCUAUCAAAACUAGAAAUUCACCUAAAAAUACACACAGGAGAUAAUCUGUAUUCCUGCACUGACUGUGGGAAGAGUUUCACAACAUCACAGGCUCUGACAGUUCAUCUGCGAGUCCACUCUGGAGAAAAACCUUACUCCUGCUCUGACUGUGGGGAGAGUUUCUCUCAACAGAGCAGCUUAAAAACACACCAACGUAUACACACAGGAGAAAAGCCUUACUCAUGCUCUGACUGUGGGAAGAGUUUCUCCGUAUCCAGCAACUUAAAAACACACCUAAAAAUACACGCUGGGGAGAAGCCUUACUUUUGCUCUGACUGUGGGGCAAAUUUUUCUCAACAGAGCCACUUACAAACCCACCAACAUAUACAUACAGGAAAGAAGCAUUACUUAUGCUCUGACUGCGGAAAAUGCUUCAUAACAUCAGCUGAGUUAAGAGUUCAUCAGAGAACACACACAGGAGAGAAACCUUACUGCUGCUCUGACUGUGGGAAGAGUUUCUCUCAACAGAGCAACUUAAAAUGUCACCAGCGAAUACACACAGGAGAGAAGCCUUAUUCCUGCUCUGAUUGUGGGAAGAGUUUCACCCAUUUGGAUAUAUUAAAAUGUCACCAGCGAAUACACACAGGAGAGAAGCCUUACUCCUGCUCUGUCUGUGGGAAGAGUUUCUCCCAACAGGGCAACUUAAAAACACACCAACGUAUACAUAAAGGAGAGAAGCCUUACUCCUGUUCUGACUGUGGAAAAUGCUUCACAACAUCAACUGAGCUAAAAGUUCAUCGGAGAACACACACAGGAGAGAAGCCUUACUGCUGUUCUGACUGUGGGAAGAGUUUCUCCCGAUUGGCUACCUUAAAAACACAUCAAUGUAUACAUAAAGGAGAGAAGCCUCAUCACUUCUCUCAGACCAGCUAAGAUUAAAGUCACUCCAUCGAUUAAUCCUCAUCUCGUAAAAGAAGUGGUAACAGUGAAUUGGAUCAAAUGAAGAAAGUGUAGAACACUAUUGUAAUCCAAUUGUUUCUCAAUGUGAGAGAACUGUGCAGAGGAAAGGGAGUGUUAUAGAAUUAUGACAUUGGAAAUCAUCUUUCUCCAAAUUAUUUUACUACAAAACAUAGAAAUGUGCCAUUUUCACAUAUGUUGAUGUUGGGGUGGUGCUGGGAAUGAUAAAUAUGAAGUUGGAACAUUUUUAAAUGUCCCUUUUUAAGGCAAAAACAAUAGGAUAGUGGUUGGUGGGGUGGAUCAGCAAAGACAUGAAAGUCUAGCAACCCAACGGUUGCGUGUUCAAAUCUCAUCACGGACAAUUGUAGCUAAUAAGCAACUUUGCAACGACACUACAUGACCAAAAGUAUACCGUUCAAAAGUUUGGGGUCACUUAGAAAUGUCCUUGUUUUUGAAAGAUAAGCAAUUUUUUUGUCUGUUUUAUAUAACAUCAAAUUGAUCAGUGUAGACAUUGUUAAUGUUGUAAAUUACUGUUGUCGUUGGAAACGGCUGAUUUUUUUAUGGAUAAUCUACAUAGGCGUACAGAGGCCCAUCAUCAGCAGCCAUCACUCCUGUGUUCCAAUGGCACGUUGUGUUAGCGAUUUCAAGUUGAUCAUUUUAAAAGGUUAAAUGAUCAAUAGAAAACCCUUUUGCAAUUAUGUUAGCACAGCUAAAAACAGUUGUGCUGGUUAAGUUGGACUAGAUGAGUAUCUGGAGCAUCAGCAUUUGUGAGUUUGAUUACAGGCUCAAAAUGGCCAGAAACAAAUAACUUUCUUCUGAAAGUCGUCAUUCUAUUCUUGUUCUGAGAAAUGAAGACUAUUCCAUGCGAAAAAUUGCCAAGAAACUGAAAAUCUCAUACAACGCUGUGUACUACUACCUUCACAGAACAGCACAAACUGGACCUAACCAGAAUAGAAAGAGGAGUGGGAGGCCCCGGUGCUCAACUGAGCAAGACGACAAGUACAUUAGAGUGCCUAGUUUGAGAAACGGAUGCCUCACAAGUCCUCAACUGGAAGCUUCAUUAAAUAGUACCCGCAAAACACCAGUCUCUAGGCAGAGUUGCAAAGAAAAAGACAUCUCAGACUGGCCAAUAAAAAUAAAAGAUUAAGAUGGGCAAAAGAACACAGACACUUGACAGAGGAACUCUGCCUAGAAGGCCAGCAUCCUGGAGUCACCUCUUCACUGUUGACGUUGAGACUGCACUGUAUUUCUGAUCAAUUCGAUGUUAUUUAAUGGACAAAAAACAACUUUUGAACGGUAGUGUAUGUGGGCACCUACUCGUAGAACAUCUCAUUCCAAAAUCAUGGGCCUUAAUAUGGACUUGGUCCCCCUUUUGCUGCAAUAACAGCAUCCACUCUUCUGGGAAUCACUAGAUUUUGGAACAUUGCUCUGGGGACUUUUUCCAUUCAACCACGAGCAUUAGUGAGGUCAGGCACUGAUGUUGGGCGAUUAGGUCUGGCUCCCAGUCAACGUUUCAAUUCAUCCCAAAGGUGUUCGAUGGGGUUAAGGUCAGGGCUCUUUACAGGCCAGUCAAGUUCUUCCACACUGAUCUCGACAAAUCAUUUGUGUAUGGACGUCUAUUUGUGCUCGGGGGUAUUGUCACGCUGAAACAGGAAAGGGCCUUCCCCAAACUGUUGCCACAAAGUUGGCAGCACAGAAUCAUCUAUAAUGUCAUUGUAUGCUGUAGCGUUAAGAUUUCCCUUCACUGGAACAAAGGGAACUAGUCCGAACCAUGAAAAACAGCCCCAGACCAUUAGUUGUCCUCCACCAAACUUUACAGUUGGCACUAUGCAUUGGGGCAGGUAGCGUUCUCCUGGCAUCCACCAAACCCAGAUUAGUCCGUCGGACUGCUAGAUGAUGAAGUGUGAUUCACCACUCCUGAGAACAUGUUUCAACUGCGUCAGUUCAAUGGUGUUUAGUUUUACACCACUCCAGCCAAUGCUUGGCAUUACGCAUGGUGAUCUUAGGCAUGUGUGCUGCUGCUCGGCCAUGGAAAACCAUUUUAUGAAUCUCCCAACGAACAGUUCUUGUUGACAUUGCUUCCAGAAGCUGUUUGGAACUUGAUUGUGAGUGAUGCAACCGAGGACAGACAAUUUUUACAUGCUUCAGCACUCGGCGGUCCUCAAGCAGGGCAGACAUUUGAUGAACUGGCGGUGCCACAUUGAAAGUCACUAAGCUCUUCAGUAAGGCUAUUCUACUGCCAAUGUUUGUCUAUGGAGAAUGCAUGGCUGUGUGCUCGAUUUUAUACUCCUGUCAGCAAUGGGUGUGGCUGAAAUAGCCAAAUCCACAAUUUGAAGGGGUGUCCUCAUACUUUUGUGUAUAUAGUGUGCUUACCAUGUUAAUGUUAGCAACAACAAAUUGGAAUUCGUAAAAUAUCAUACGUAUAGAAAAUUGUAACAUAUUGUACGAAAUGUAAUUCGUAACAUACUAUACAUCCUACAAAUCGUAUUACAGUUAUAGGCCAAUGUAAUGUAACAUAACAUACUAAAUUGUGUGGUAUGUUUUUUUUUUUUUUUUCAUAUAGUACGUUAUGCUCUGACACCAAGUUGUCCCUCUGCAGUUCUCUGUGGGAAUUAGUUGGUAGAUACAGUUGAAUUUGGUAGUUUACAUACACUUAGGUUGGAGUCAUUAAAACUUGUUUUUCAACCACUCCACACAUUUCUUGUUAACAAACUAUAGUUUUGGCAUGUCGGU
Molecule: messenger RNA, 4121 nt
Organism: Oncorhynchus kisutch (coho salmon)
Lineage: Eukaryota; Metazoa; Chordata; Actinopteri; Salmoniformes; Salmonidae
Product: zinc finger protein 664-like
Exons: 3
Coding region: 105-1364 (419 amino acids)
Source: RefSeq, a predicted model, not a curated record